Molecule: messenger RNA, 4113 nt
Organism: Chelonoidis abingdonii (Abingdon island giant tortoise)
Lineage: Eukaryota; Metazoa; Chordata; Testudines; Testudinidae
Source: RefSeq, a predicted model, not a curated record
UGUGCCAGGGUAUUUAUAUACAAUCAUAUUACAGCUAACUGGAGAGAAAAAUUAAGUUCAGCAACAACAAAGCAGUUGAACCAUGCUAGAAGUUUUCAAACUAAAAAAAAGUUAAUCUGUAUUUUCUUUUACCUACAGGCCUACCCACGGAUAGCGCCGGCAUUUUGGCACUACCUGCGGGUAGAAGAGCAUGAGCAGCUCAGCUAUUCCUCCACGAGGUCCAAGGCUCCAAGUGUUAUCAUCACAGGUCUCAAGCCAGCCACCAAGUAUAUAUUUCAUAUCAGAGUCAGGACUGCAGCAGGAUACAGCGGCUACAGCCAGAAGUUUGAAUUUGAAACUGGAGAUGAAACUUCUGAUAUAGCUGCGGAGCAGGGGCAGAUUCUUGUAAUUGCUACUGCUGCUGUUGGUGGAUUCACUCUCCUGGUUAUCCUCACUCUGUUCUUCCUAAUCACUGGGAGAUGCCAGUGGUACAUAAAGGCCAAAAUGAAGUCUGAAGAAAAAAGAAGGGCUCAUUUGCAAAAUGGACAUUUGCGCUUCCCAGGAAUAAAAACGUAUAUUGAUCCAGACACAUAUGAAGACCCAGCUCUUGCUGUCCAUGAGUUUGCAAAGGAGAUAGAUCCUUCAAGAAUUCGUAUUGAGAGAGUUAUAGGGGCAGGUGAAUUUGGAGAAGUAUGCAGUGGACGUCUGAAGACCCCAGGAAAACGGGAGAUUCCUGUUGCCAUUAAAACUUUGAAAGGUGGCUAUGUGGACAGGCAGAGAAGAGAUUUCCUGAGAGAGGCUAGUAUCAUGGGACAAUUUGACCAUCCAAAUAUUAUUCGCCUCGAAGGAGUUGUUACAAAAAGAUCCUUCCCGACCAUUGGGGUGAAGUCUCUUUCGAGAUUCCUGAGCGCGGGCUUUUUAAAUAGCAUCCAGGCCCCACAUCCAGUCUCCCGGGGCGGAUCUUUGCCCCCUGGCAUUUCCUCUGGCAGACCAGUAAUGAUUGUGGUUGAAUAUAUGGAGAAUGGAUCCCUUGACUCCUUUCUGCGGAAGCAUGAUGGACACUUCACAGUCAUUCAGCUGGUUGGCAUGCUUCGUGGAAUCGCAUCUGGCAUGAAGUAUCUCUCAGAUAUGGGCUAUGUACAUCGUGAUCUGGCAGCCCGUAAUAUUUUAGUCAACAGUAACCUCAUGUGUAAAGUCUCUGAUUUUGGUCUGUCACGAGUGUUAGAGGAUGACCCUGAAGCUGCUUACACCACAAGUGGUGGAAAAAUCCCCAUAAGAUGGACUGCCCCUGAAGCUAUAGCCUACAGAAAGUUCUCUUCAGCAAGUGAUGCAUGGAGCUAUGGGAUUGUCAUGUGGGAAGUGAUGUCCUAUGGAGAAAGGCCAUAUUGGGAGAUGUCUAAUCAGGAUGUUAUACUGUCUAUAGAAGAAGGUUACAGGCUUCCAGCUCCUAUGGGCUGCCCAGCUUCUCUCCACCAACUUAUGCUUCACUGCUGGCAAAAAGAGAGAAACCACCGGCCGAAGUUUACUGACAUUGUCAGCUUCCUAGACAAACUGAUCCGCAACCCCAGCUCCCUUCAUACCCUAGUGGAGGAUGUACUUGUAAUGCCAGAUUCACCUGGUGAAGUUCCCGAAUAUCCUUUGUUUGUUUCAGUCAUUGAUUGGCUAGAUUCAAUCAAAAUGGGUCAGUAUAAAAAUAACUUCAUGGCAGCAGGUUUCACAACUUUGGAUGUGGUUUCAAGAAUGAGUAUUGAUGACAUUAGGAGAAUUGGAGUUGUACUCAUUGGACACCAGAGACGAAUAGUGAGCAGUUUACAGACUUUACGAUUGCACAUGAUGCACAUACAGGAGAAAGGAUUUCAUGUAUGAAAGUACUAGAAGCAACUUUGUUUUGUGCCUCAGCAUUUCUAAAAUGGAAGAUAUUCUCAUUCCUCCCUUAUGUUCCUCCAACUUCAAGAACUGCAGUCUCCUGUUCAGACUAUAAACACGUACUUUUAUGUUAAUGCUUCCAAUGUGAAAUUUUUAAUCACACCGCAUAGUUCCUCCAUCAGUUACCUGCCAAUACAAUCCUGGUGCACUGCAAGACUGUUGCUACACACUGGUGAAUAAUUCAGCAUGGAUGUGUAACUUUGUAUAACAGUAUCUGGGAAACUUUCAUGGACUUCUUUGAAAGUAAUAGCCUAUUUGGCCUGGUGUGGCUUCCUUAUUGAUGUACUUAGAGUUUGAUGGUAGAUCAAAAAGUAAUUGACUUUUUCCAUGUUUUGUGAUCAUGUAGCUUCCAAUAUCAAAUGUGCAAUCAGAAAAAAAAGUUUGACAUAAAUAUUUAUUUUAUCUCUUAAAUAAAUCCAAAUAUAUGGGUCAUAUUGUUACCUUAACUUUGUAAUAGUUUAAAUGCUGGUAAGCUGGUGCCUGAAAAUGUUAGAAUUCUUUGCAGAAAUGACAAGUGAUUUCAUGUAGUGAAUUCUUGUUAUGUGUGACUAAGUGGGGUGCGGAUUAGAAAGAACUGAACUUUAAAUCUUCCUGAGCCCUGGGUUUAAAUUUAUUUGUAUAAGCAUUUGACAUUACAUUAUCCUUUAUAGAGUUGGUUGCAAAAUUGGUUCUUCAUUAGAAUUUUUCACCAAUUUUCAUCCUUUUUUUAUACUAAAUAUCUGCCUCUACCAUCUGGUGAAUAACCCUUGGAAAGGCUGCUGUAACAAUUCUCAAGCCACACAGAAUAUUCAGUUGUCAGCUAUACUGCUCACUGCAGUCACAUAGACUUUACAGAGCUUUCUGCUCCAAAAUCACAGGCCUCUACCUCUACAACUAAUGGAGAAUCUCCAUUAGGUUAGUAGUUUUAGGGCUUAUAUAACUUCUGUGGGCUAGCUAUUAGAGGGAUGAUGAGAUCCUCAUACUUGAGCAGGUCUGCCAUGCCAUCCACAAGAGAUCAGUGGAACACAAACAAACUAAUCACUACUGUAAGUUACGCUAUGUAAGAGUGCGGCAUUAGUUACUACAUUAUAUGUAGGCAGAGAGAGAAGCCUAGGACAUCAGUAUAACAAUAUGUUGCUUUGAGUCUACUUUAAUAUGUUUGCUGUUAGAAGUAAAAAGCAGACUAUGAUGAAAUGGAGUUCUAGUUAUUAACUAGCUGGUCUUCAUUUAGUACAAAUGUCUAACUGACAUCUAAGAUAAUUCUCUUUAAAACUAGAACUCUUUUUAAUAGCCAUAUUUACAUGCAAGGAAAUGGAUGCAAAGGCCGAACAUAAUAUUUGUACCUCUAUACGACUUAAAGCUUUCAUGCUCUAUUCAGAUGACUUACAUAGAUAUACUGGGCUACAUUUUCAAAACUUGCAUGAGAUAUGCGCUACUGUGAACCAUGAAAUGGGCGCAUGUCUGCAUGCUCUGAAAGCCACGCAAUUUUUACAUGCACGUCACAAGUAAACUGUGUGCAGAUGUUUGUGUUAAUUUGUAUACCAUUUUUAAAGUUAUGUGGAGCUACAAUAUACUUGAGCAUUAUUAAUUUUCAGUUAAAAAGAGCAUUUGGGGUGAUCAGUAAAAUGUGUAUGUAUUACAAAAUGAAUUAACAAGACUAAGUAAUCAUCAUGCUAUUUAUUGCUUAAUUUGCAGCUUAAAAAGUAUACUUCCUGACACUGAGGGAAAGUUGCUGUUAUAUAUGGAAGGCAGAGAAGGAAGAGCAGGAGCAGAUUCAGAAAGGUUUAUCCUUCUAACCAGUUUCACAGAGUAAGACACACUGGCUCUGAUUCACUGCUGUUACUCCACUUUUAUGCUGGGGUGACUCUACUGAUUUCAACAGAAUAAUGAUGGUGAAUCAAGUGCAUUUUGUUUGGUUUUGUUUUCUAAAGUUCUAACAGAGGAAUAGAUUUCCUAAAGCUAUAGAUUCACUAGUAUCCUUGAAUGCUAAUUUGCUGAAUAUGUUUCAAGAACUUAGACCCGAGUCCCACAAGCACAUACAAGAGUAAAUUUGUGCACACGAGAAGUCCCAAUGAACUGGACAGGACUCACAUAUGUGAGACUGUUUCCAGGAUCAAGGGCCCUUAAUAGAACAAACUAGCUGUAGUUCUUCUCUGUAAGGCGCUCUCCUGUAAAUUUCUGCCCAAAUUCCACAUUUAAUUUUUUGUUAAGAAGGGUUCUCUUAUGGAA